Cuscuta epithymum is the source of this 4580-nucleotide messenger RNA. The record is from the annotation of a GenBank genome assembly. Lineage: Eukaryota; Viridiplantae; Streptophyta; Magnoliopsida; Solanales; Convolvulaceae.
CAGAUACGAACCUUACUUCGUUAUACAACGUAUAAUCGUUAUAUUGAUAUUUAUUUUGAGUGUACACCACGACAAAAUGCUCGUCAGUAGCAACAGGAGCAGCGCCAGUUACGAGAUACAGGAUUUUGGUAGAAACUUGUACUUGUUAUGGGUGAAAUUCCUCUGUUCUUCAUGAAUUUUCUUGCCAAGUAUCUGAAUUGGGGAUGCGUGUACCAGUGGUGAUAGAGUAUUAAUUCUAGAGAGAAGUGAGAGCUAGAGAGAGAAAGUGAGUAAUUAUAUUUCUCAACCCCCUAUAACUAGCCCCUUGGGGUCUAUUUAUAGGUAAAAAUGUGGAUUUGGGCUCCUAGCCUUGGGCUUAGGAGGCCCAUUACAAUAAUCAUGCCUUCUUUUGGCGAAAUAGGGCCACUAAUGGGCUGAGUACAAUACUUAGCAAAUAAAGUAGAACAAUGCAUUCUGCCUGGACGGAGUCUGGCCGAUGCGGUGCGGUUGGCCGAUGCGGACCCAUGGCCGAUGCGGCCCCUGGUGGCCUUAGCGGGAUGCUGGGCUGAUUUGGCUCUAGGCCGUUGCGGGCCCUUACAGGCCACAGCGUGCCAAGUGGAUGCCCUGCUGGUAUGUUUGUCCUUGGAGUAUGUGGGCCAUGGGGUCUAGGCCCAUAUACUCUAUCAGGAGUCCCCCACUCUCUGAGCUGAGAUGUAGACGAGGCGAAAGGGAGUAAUCUUCUUAUUCCUCCAGCCGAAGAGGUUUUUGUUUUAAUAUUAAGACGCAGCGGUCUCGAUCCCGUGGGAGUGCUCCUGGGACGAAGCGCUGCAUUUCCUUGUUUGUAGACGAUGCGAUGGAUCCGGCGUGGUUGGGCCGGCAUGCUUAUCGUCAUCUGUCGGGGCCGAAGAGAUCUCAUCUGUUUUUUUGCCGUGGCGGUAACCUUGCUUUGAGGUGAAAAUGAUCGAUCUUGUAUCCAUGAGGACGAUGCGUCUGCACUCUGCACGCCUUUGAUAUGCUGUGUAGUCGAAGCGUUUGUACGCUGACACUCCACCUGUUUUUAUUUGCGUAUACCUGCUUUGGUGAGCCGAUGCGAUCCUCCGUGUAAUUGAGGUGGAGUGUUUGCCCAUUGUUAUUGACAAGUCGCAGCGCACUCUUUGCGUGUUGAGGCCGUUGCGCGCCUUUUGGCCGAUAGCUUCUGCUCCCAUGCGUAAGGCCGGAGUGUUCCUACCACGUUGGGGGCGAGGAUUGAUCCUUUACCUUUGUCGUGGACGUUGUGUAGCAUUUUUGUCUGGAUUUGUCUGAGUUCAUCCACGGCCGAUGCGCACCCUGGGAUGUUUGGGUUGCUUUGGGCCGUUGCGUGCUUUGGUAGCAUUUGUUAAGGUGAAAUGUUGUCAAUUUUGAACCGUAGCGUGUUUCUUGAGUCUGGAGCCGCUGCGGUGUUGUUUCCAAUGUUUUUUCCUUAGCGUGUAUUCUUUUGGCCGAUGCUGUCCCCCAGACCCCCACUCCAUUGAUCGAAGAGAAAACCGAGGCACAAGGGAGUAGAAGUGGUUUUGAGCCGAAGCGGUGCCCCGUACACUAGUCGCGACUCCAACCCUUAGGCAAACUUGUCCAAGGUAACCCUGUGGGAGAACCCUUGGACGAAGGCCGCGAUGCCAGGGUUAUCUUCAAACGAUUCGUGCAAGUAGCCGCAGCGGUACCAUGGGAGAUGGGACAUUAUGUAGCCGUAGCGAUUUGCCUUGUUUUUUGAGUGACCGGGACGAUGCCCGUGGUAGUAUUGGGGGCUUGUUGGGCCAUAGUGGUUGGCCUUAGCGUGGAAUGUGAAGGGACAUGCUUCUGAUUGGUACAGGAGAGGUUCCCUCUUCACCCUUUCAUCAAGGAAUACCUCGACAUGGUGGGUCUGCCUCCGGCCUUGUUGACCCCUAACAGCUACUCGCUUAUCGUUGGUUUCCUUAUCCGUUGCAAGGAGUUGCGCUUCUCGCUGACGACUGCUCUUUUCACGAAUCUGUACCGAAUAGGCCGAGGAAGCCAUCAGAACUACGACGGUUAUGCUACCUUACAACAGGUGCCUAAAAGGAGGACUUUUAAGGACCUUCCCUCGUCCAUUCAUGGCUGGAAAGCCAAGUUCGUGUUUGUCACCCUCGGCCAAGGUGGUUUCUUUUCUUCCGUGGGCCAUAGCGGCUUAUUUGCACAACCCCCCUUUGGAACGCUGAAAUAAGUAACCAAGUGGAGACCUUCAUCAAGGGAGGGCCGAGGAGUAUAAAGACGUAUGUUACGGAGUAUAAAAUGGCUGCCCUUGGCUUCGUGAGGUACUACUGUCCUAGCGAUGUGGACGAUGGCUUCUGGACGAAGAUCACUGGUUCUUAUGAGCAAGCCGAUGGGCCCCGUCUAGGCGUGCCUGCUGAGGCCGAAGGUUAACCUCAUCACCUUAUCCUUAUGUAGUGUUUUUAUGUUCGUUGUUAACCCUUGUAUUUUUGUGUAGGCUUCGAUAUGGAUCGCAUGUCUUUCAUGGCCCGGGCUGCAAGGAAGGCCGACGUGGAGCUGAAGGCCGCUCAAGCUGCUGAGGAAGCAAAGAAAUCGGCUGGCGGUUCUCAGGGAGGUGGUGAGGCCGCCAAGAAACCUGCUGUCAGGAAGAAGAGGGGAGCCGAAGAUGGGCAGAAGACUCUGGCCGAGGCGGGCCUAAAGCCGAGCCAAGCUUCGAAGAAGACGAAGCGGGCUCCUGUGAGCGAAGAGGCCGGCGCCCCCCUCUACCCAGGCCGCCGCGGACGUCUAGCUGAUCGAGGCCCCUCCCCUGGAUGAUCUAGUCAAAGGUCCUUCUUCGGCCAUGGUUGCUUCGGCCUCUCGGGUGACUCCCGUUACGGCUGCUAGUGCCCGCCUAGAGGAGGCCCUAACCAAGGGAACGUACGAGGUCACCGUACGAUAUCCUGUGAAGGGCGGUCUUUUCAACGAGACCUUCAGUGGCGACGACGUGCUCGCCCAGGCCAUCCCGGACUACGACUGGCAAUAUCUUCAGCGGCAAGGAAAGCAUGUUCGGUUGUAUGAUAGAGGGUUGGAUUACGUCGUCCAGGGGGCCCUCAUGAUGCGGGAGCAGCAUUGGAGGCAAGAGGCCGAGCUAGAGCGGCUGAGGAAAGUGGAGGCCAAGGCUGUUUCGACCGAUGAGGCCCUCCAAGAUUUGAGGGACAAGGCCAAAUCCGCGGAAGAAGAAAUGAAGCUUCUUCAGUGCCUGCUUGAUGAUGCCGAGGCGGCCCGGAAGAAGGCCAUUGAGGCUUCCGAAGCCGCUGUUAAAAGAGCCGAGGAGGCCAAGAGUCUUAAGGCUGAAGCCGAGAAGGCUGCUGAGAAGGCCGUAGCUGAUUUCACGACCGAGGGGUGGAAAGCCGAAGACCAGCUACCCUUCUGCUAUAAGGUGGUGGCUGAGAGGCUCGAAGAUUGGACGACGAAAGAUCCCUCCGGCCAGGAUUUCUGGAUGGACGAGAUGAAGGGCUAUUAUUAUUAUGGCCAGUACUGGAUGUAGAAAUUGAUUUAUAGAUGACUUCAUCGGCGUUUUCACAAAAUGAGGCCCAAGGGUCUGAGCCUGCCCCGACGGAUGGAAAAUCCGGACGAAGACAUGAAGCUUCCACUGGCGGAGAGGCAGCCUUCGAUCCUUAGCUCGGACGAGGAGGAUGAGCCGUGGAGUGACAAUGAUGAUUACCUGCUCGAGGGGCCUACAGACUCCAAGGCUGGCGAGGGUGAUGGCGACGACGAUGCUGGUAGCGGCAGCAGAGAAGAUGUCGCCCAAAGUAGGGAUCAAGUCGAUGCGGCGGCUUAAUUUUGUAUCUUAAUUUACUGUAGAGGUCGUAGCGCCGAAUGAUAUGUAAUGGCCGAAGCGCCCCCCUUUUGUAUUUCGAAUCAGGAAUUAAUGAUAAACCCUCUUGUCUUUAAGUAUGCUUGUUCCGCACCGUUUCGUCUUUAUCGCCUUGCCUUUGUAUGUGUACUUAUUUUUCGCAAUUUUUGCUAAGUAUCAGGGUUGAACACACUUUGGUUGAUUGAGACAAAGCGUACCUUCAUCCAUGUACUUACGUCCCAUCGUCUGUAGUAUUGUGUAGUCUUUCCUUGUGUCUAGUAUGGGCCGCAUCGUGAAUGGGUGAAUGCUUCGUUCUCGUACUUAGAGUAGUGUGCUUCUUAGAGAAAUGAACUGAUGUACUUGGCCAUUUUUGCGGCCUGAAAUGUGGGGAUUUUAUUUUGUUGCUCGAGGCCGGCAAGUGCACAGUCCGUCGGCUUCCCUCUUUUUUUUUGGGUGUGGCCGAAGGGUUACUGUCCCUUCGUCCACAUGCGGCAAUUUGUCCGCUACGCUUUUCGCGUGGACUAAGGCGAGGGGGUAAUCAUGCCCUCGGCUUAGUGUGUCAGUGGCAUCUUUUUUGGCCUUUCCUCGUCUAUCGGCGACGAGGGACCGGACUAGACAUCGUCUUUUGACGGCCGCCCUUUGUGGUCCUGAGUGAAAUUUUACUGACUGGAGUUUUUGUAACCUCAGCCUUAAUUCAGGCGUGUCGUCCUGCGGUUUCCGCGCGGACGACGCGGUAUGCUUCUCCGUUUGAAGACGUUGGACCAUACACACAGGUCCUUCGUCC